UCAUUCCCUUUUCCCCUCCCCGGCAGCGCGGCGGCAGCGGCGGCGGCGGCGGCUGCUACACCGGGUAGGUUUCCAGUCAGUAUGGCCGCUCCUGCUGCUGCUGGGAAGGUCGAGGGAAAGUUUUCGUGGACGGCGGCCGCUUGACACCCAGCUCGUAAGGCGUCCGGCCUCCAGGCCUCUCCCGGGGCGGUAGCGGGACGGAGCUCCGGCAGGGCGAGAGCAAAAGGCGCCUCAGGAAGGGAGUGAAAUUUUUCGCCCUUUCGCUGCCACCUGCAGUUCCCGAGUCUUCGUCGCCCGCGGUGCCACCGGCCUUCGCCCUCCCAGUUUCCUGAGGAGAUUCUGCCGCCGUUUGCCCCGAGACCACAGCGAGAGCCGCCGGACGGCUUUCUCCCCCUUUCCCCGAUAAGUUAUCUGCGUCGGUUUAGACCCUCAGUGGAAGGGACCCCAAUAGACCCCUGCUUUCACCCGACGUCCGCAUCUGGCUGAUCAGCCUCCUGUCCGUUUCUCUCUCUCUCUCUCUCUGCUGGAGGAGCCCCGUGUUAUUCAGUGGCUCGGAUAUGUAGCCAGGUGUAUUGCGCUAAGAUGUAUGGGGAAAUACUUGCAUUUCCUUGAUGAUCGCACUGGGGUUUCCGUUGGCUCCUUGAAAAUUGGAGCCUGGGCCUAUGCUGCCUAGGGAGGGGGAGAACCUGGUUUUUUUUUUUAGCAAGGCAUCCUCCCUUUCCUGAUCCUGCUGAUGUGUGAAACGAUGAACCACAGACUUAUCCCUGGAUCAUUCUCCAGUUCUUAACUCCUGUCUUGUGAACCUCUUCAGUCCCACUCUCUUGAAAUUUUUAUUGCUUCUCUGGUGAAGAAGAGCUUGGGCAAGUGAUUACGGAAGAGGAUAAAAGUGCGCACAUCCCAAACAAGUAUUUUUUGUGUGAGUCAUUCACUUGGAUUUAUAACUAUCUCCACCUUAAUUUGAACAAGUUCUGUUUCUCUUUGGAGUGGUAUAUGCUUAUUCACAUCAUUGAGGGAGAUGGAUUAAAGUGGAACUUCUUAAACUUGCUACAAACCUUUUUUUUUAAAGAAAACAAUGGGGCUUCUCUGUUGGAUUAUUGCCUGCCUUAGUUCACAGACUGGAGGUAUGAGUUGUUAGACCUUGAUGGCAGGUAAUGUUUGUCCUGCUUUAAUGUGAAGUAUAGUGGGAGCUUUGCUUAUCAACUGUGGAGGGGGACUUGGAUCAAGAAGAGUUUCUCUUCUUUCCUGGUUGGUGUGGCACCACAUAUCUAUCCUCAAUGCCUUCAGCCUUGGCUAUCUUUACUUGCCGCCCGAACUCUCAUCCAUUUCAAGAACGCCAUGUCUACCUGGAUGAGCCUGUCAAAAUUGGACGAUCAGUGGCUCGAUGUCGACCGGCUCAAAAUAAUGCCACCUUUGACUGUAAAGUCCUGUCUAGGAAUCAUGCACUUGUCUGGUUUGACCACAAGACUGGAAAGUUCUAUCUUCAAGACACUAAGAGCAGUAAUGGUACCUUUAUAAAUAGUCAGAGAUUGAGCAGAGGAUCUGAAGAGAGUCCACCAUGUGAAAUUCUGUCUGGAGAUAUUAUACAGUUUGGUGUAGAUGUAACAGAGAACACACGGAAAGUCACUCAUGGAUGCAUUGUCUCAACAAUAAAACUAUUUCUCCCUGAUGGUAUGGAAGCUCGUCUACGGUCAGAUGUCAUCCAUGCUCCAUUACCAAGUCCUGUUGAUAAGGUUGCUGCUAACACUCCCAGCAUUUACUCUCAGGAACUGUUUCAGCUUUCUCAGUAUCUUCAGGAGGCCUUACAUAGGGAACAAAUGUUAGAACAGAAGUUGGCCACCUUACAGCGGUUGCUAGCUGUCACACAAGAGGCAUCAGAUACAAGCUGGCAGGCUUUGAUAGAUGAAGAUAGACUUCUAUCAAGGUUAGAGGUUAUGGGAAACCAGCUACAAGCUUGUUCAAAAAAUCAAACAGAAGAUAGUUUACGAAAGGAACUUAUAGCAUUACAAGAAGACAAGCAUAAUUAUGAGACAACUGCCAAAGAAUCCCUGAGGCGGGUCCUUCAGGAAAAAAUUGAAGUGGUCAGAAAACUCUCAGAAGUAGAGAGAAGUUUAAGCAACACGGAAGAUGAAUGUACUCACUUGAAAGAAAUGAAUGAACGGACUCAGGAAGAAUUGCGGGAAUUAGCUAACAAAUACAACGGAGCUGUAAAUGAAAUCAAAGAUCUUGCUGACAAACUAAAGGUAGCUGAAGGUAGACAAGAAGAAAUCCAGCAAAAAGGACAGGCUGAAAAAAAGGAAUUGCAACAUAAAAUUGAAGAGAUGGAAGAAAGAGAGCAAGAACUUCAAGCAAAAAUAGAGGCUUUGCAAGCAGAUAAUGACUUUACCAAUGAACGGCUAACUGCUUUACAAGUCCGGUUAGAACAUCUUCAGGAGAAAGCUCUUAAAGAACACAACAGCUUAGGCAUACAAGUUGAUGACUUCGUUCCUAAAAUUAAUGGAAGCACAGAAAAAGAGCACUUUCUUUCAAAGAGUGGAGGGGACUGCACUUUUAUUCAUCAGUUCAUAGAGUGUCAGACAGACAAGCUCAUGGACGAAGGACAUAUUUCCAGAACGGAUGAAACAAAGAUACUGAAAGUAAUUAUCCAAUUAAUCCCAGAAGUAAAGAAACCAAGAGAAAAUUUUAUGAGCCCACAACAAAAAAAUGUUCUUUUAGCAGAUGAAUUACAGGGCGCACAAUCAGAAACUGAGACUAAACAGGAAAUUCAGCAACUGCACCAUGAACUGAUUGAAGCCCAAGAGCUAGCUAGGACCAGUAAACAAAAAUGCUUUGAAUUGCAAGCUCUGUUGGAAGAUGAGAGAAAAGCAUAUCGAUUGCAAGCUGAAGAGUCCACCAAACAAAUCCAAGUUCUCCAAGCUCAGUUGCAUCAAUUACAAAAAGAUAUUGAACGUCUUCAUGAAGAAAAGGAAAAUGUGAUAUCCAGUACACGGAAUGAAUUGUUGAGCACUCAGAAUGAAAUCCUGUUGUUGCAAGAUGUGGCAGAAAAGGCCGCAUCAGAAAGGGAUACAGAUGUCACUAUUUUACAAGAAGAGCUUCAAAAAGUAAGAGCUGAACUUGAACAAUGGCGCAAAGAGGCUUCCAAAUAUGAAAAAGAAAUUGUCAGUCUUCAAGCCAGUUUUCAGCUACGAUGUCAGCAAUAUGAGAAUCAGCAGAGAGAGGAAGCCACCCAUUUACAAGGUGAGCUUGAAAAGUUAAGAAAAAAAUGGACUGUUCUUGAAUCUGAAUGUCUCUCAUUAAAGAAGGAGAAUUCUUUGCUUGCAUGCGAACUUCAGCGACAGGAGAAGGAGCUGAAUAACUCUCAGCAACAGAGUUUAGCACUUACCAGUGAUCUGAGUGUUCUGGAGAUAAGCCGAAAGGAACUUGAAAAUAAAAUGGGUUCUUUAAAAGAAGAACAUCAGCGUGAUGCAAUUACUCUAAAAACACUUCUUAAUGAGGCAGAAAAUCAAGCUAAGGAUGCUCAGAAUGAGUACGAAAAGACACAGACCAUGCUUUCAGAGCUGAAGUUAAAAUUUGAAAUUACUGAGCAGGAAAAGCAAUCAGUCACGGAUGAACUUAAACAGUGUAAAGAGAACCUGAAGCUACUUCAAGAAAAAGGAAAUAAUAGCCAAUGGCCUUGGAUGCCUGUGAUGGCAGCUUUGGUAGCUGUGACAGCCAUGGUGCUGUACCCAGGCCUCACCAGAGCUUCUCCAUGAGAACUGUUGUUGAAUCCCUACCCCACCCUCCAUCUAGAAGCUGGCAUCAUUCACACAUUGAGGGAAUCAGAGAAUCAUCCUCUUCCGAACCCUUUUUUUACCUCUUAGUCCUUCAGAGUUUGGCAGCAGCAGGGUCGUUGCUUUUACACUGUACAAAAUGUAUCUGUUAUAAAGAGGGAAUAAAAUAAUUAUUUCAUUCUAUGGUGAGCAAUAUUAUUGCUUACACAUAUAUGUAAUUCUUAAGAUUAUAUGUCGGAGUCCUAAAUACUGUUAUGGUGGCCUCAAGUAGGCUUCUUGGUACCAAAUUAUUUAUGAUGGUUAGGUGUGUGGGUAUUUUACAUUAAAAAAUUGAUUGCCCAAUUGAAAGCAAUGCAUUUUCCCUUAUUUGGAUACCCAUGCCAAAUAUCCUUUAAAUACUUGGAAGUCAAUGCAGUGUGCUCAGUGCCUUUCAGUUUGAUGUUAUUUGUACAUUAACAUAUCAUUAUUUUUACUUGCUGUGAGUCACUGAGCUAUUGGGAACAAUUUUCUUUUUUUCCAUAUCUUCUGAUAAAAACAAAUAUUUUUGUUCAGUAAAGGCCCUAUUUUAUUCAUGACUUGGAGCUUGUAUAAUUCAUUGUCAGCCUUAAAGAGCUCUAGAAAAAAUGAGUGAAAAGCCCAAGUCUAGACUGUUUUUGUGUGCAUGUGUGUGCCUGAGUGAAUUAAGGUUUUUCUGGGAGCAAAAUCUUGAUUUUCUGAUGAACAUAGUGCAGUAAUCCAAUUUUUAGUUUGAAUGUAAUUUAUUAAAUUUUAUGUAUAUAGACAUUAUAAAAACCCAAUGUAUUUUCUCACCUACCACAUUAGAAAAAAAAAAAUCAGUCACAUUUGCAGAACCAAACUUGGGAAAAUAGUAUUUGUUUCUUUAAUUGUACCUGUGUUGGCAUAACUUCAUGAUAUGAGGUUCUUGAGUGCUUUUAAUGUUAGGGAAAGGGGAAGAAAAUUAAAUUGGUCCAGCUUUCAAGGAAGAGUGGAAUAUCUUAAUGUGGUGUCCAUGAUUAGAAGCUUCACAUCACAAUUUGUUUGACCUUAAUCUGAAUUUUUCUAGUUGAGUAUUGGCUUAUGAAUAGGAACAAUCAUAACUUACACCCGACUGUGCUGGUUUUCAGUACAUAUCAGCUCAGUUUAUUAAGAUCUGUAAUAAUAUAAAAAGAAUUGAAAGAUGAAAUGAUUCAGCUGAUAGAAAAUUCAUAGGAAGAUUUUUCUCAACUAAAAUUGAGUUGGUUUCAAGGAUUUAAUGGCAAUCAAAAUCUAGUUCAAUAUUUAAAUAGAAUUUUUAGAUUACUUGCCUUUGAGGGUCAUUUUUAUUUUAAAGGUUCUGUCUUAAGCUAUUUGGAAUUUGUUAAUGGGAGGAUCAUUUAGAUUUAAGGGAAUGUUAGUUCACAAAUGUAGAAAAUGUCAUUUUUGUUCAUUUCAUCGUUUUCAGUUGCAGGAAACUGUAACUCACCCACAACACACACAUGCCAGUGGUACACAGUACCUCUUGUAUAUAGGUUAUUGCAAAUAUUAUUCUGAAAAUGCUUAACUUCAGAAUUACAUUUUUAAAAGUAAAUAAUUGUUUUAAAUCUAUUUUGUAAAGAUAUAAAAAAACAAUAGAAUUUCUGGAGUACAGAUUGAACUAUUUGCACUAACACAUGUGAUGUGCAUGAUUUAAUAAAAUAACUUUACUCUCCC
Messenger RNA from Thamnophis sirtalis, 5456 nucleotides. The record is from RefSeq and is a predicted model, not a curated record. NCBI's taxonomy places the organism in Eukaryota, Metazoa, Chordata, Lepidosauria, Squamata, Natricidae.